Molecule: messenger RNA, 2563 nt
Organism: Drosophila ficusphila
Lineage: Eukaryota; Metazoa; Arthropoda; Insecta; Diptera; Drosophilidae
Exons: 2
Coding region: 512-865 (117 amino acids)
Source: RefSeq, a predicted model, not a curated record
CGGACACGAUAAGGGGAGUCGUUAUAACAGGAUUCUACUGUAUUUCCAACCAAAAUUUUAAAUUACAUAGGUAUUAUGUAAUUCAUUAUCUAUCGUUAUAGCUCUUUUUUAUCCAUCGUAUUAUCAAAGUAAAACCCAUUACAUAAUAAAAAAAUUAUUAAAAUUAAAAUAUUAUUUGAAUUGCUUUGAAAUCGGUUAUCCAGAUUUUCGAUUAUACGGAAUACCGAUGGUUUUAAUUGAUCCGGAUAAUCGGGAUUCUACUGUAAAGUGUGAGCUAUAGACUGAAAUUGAUUGCUCCGUUUUGUUUUGGAAUUGCAUUUAGUUUUAAUGAGGAGGCACUGCGAAAAGAAAUACAUGUAUAGUUUCUAAAAGUCAAGCAGCCUUGAAUUUAUCUUUGACUCCCCACGUCAACCAUGUCAGAAAAGCUGGGCUUUUUGGUUUUGUUGUUACUUUGUGAUCGGAUCAAGAAGCUAUUCAUUCAGGUAUUUCAAGUGGCCUUGCUACAUGCCCUAUGGCACGUCUCACGCCGAAGCUGAUUAGGGCCGCAGGGAUCGUGGACGACCCGAGUCUGGUAGCCCCACUGCCCUACCUCAACUUCCUUCGCUACCUAAAGCGGAAAGUCUUCCGAAGCUACGAUGUGCGCCGCUUACUUCAGGUGGGCCUUGUCCACUGGAAUGCACUGAGCAAUGCCAAGAAGAGGCUGUUCGAACCAGAACGCAUCUUGGCCCGCGUGGCUCGCAGGCAAAGGAAAACUCGGCGCCGCAGAUUGUUGCGCCGCAGUCGGCAUGGCCAGAAAGGAACAGAUGCAGUGCGUCGCCCCAUAUACGACAAACGUCCUUUGGCAAGGCGCCGAAGACGUAAGUAGGCCCGCCGGGCCUUGGAAAAUUAAAAACUAGUUCGGUUUUCUGAAGCUCAGAGAACAUAUACAUUAGACUCUCCGACUUUCUACUCCACACUUAAUUUCCUCCUUUCUGGUGUUUGGCCAAUCCUGUGAGAACGACGAGUUCUACAAGUACAUAAUUGACUGGUAAAGUUAGUUGUGGGAACCAGCCCAGAUUCUAACAACACACCAAGCAGCUUGUCAAAUGGCAUUUUAAAAUUUCACGUCGCGUGAGUUGCUGUAAAAAGGGAGAUUAAAACGAAAUCUUUACACUUUCACUUUUUGCACGGAAGGAUGAAGAACUUGCUCCUGAUGUCUCGCUGUAUUGUGAUUGGCCCUUGCUGAGCUUCGAGUAUUUUUUAAUAUUUAAAAGUUGUUUGUUUAAUAUAUAUACAUAUAUAUAUAUAUAUUUUACAGAAUCAAUAAAUUUAAUAUAUCCUUCAAGCUAAAACAAUAACUAGCACUCAGCUGAGAUUCCUAAAAAAAAAGGUCCGAUAAGAGUCAAGACCUUCCAUAGUCUUUGGCAAAGCAAUAUUAGUUAUUAUUUCGGAUAAAUUUAAAAAGGUAAAAACUAAUAGAUAGAUAGAUUAGGAUAUUUGACAAUUCAAUAAUUGUGCAGGCGAAGCAGAUCGCGAGAAAAAUACCGUAUCAGCGACUAUCUGUUCGACAGCCACUUUCUGUUUGUCAGUCAAUGAAUUGUUAAUUUUAAUAAUCGCUGGCUUAAGAAACAAGUCAGCUACGCAAGCAAGUUGGGAAACAGAAAGAGCGGCGCUGAAACCACUACAAGUGUUUGGCUUUAGUUUGCGCUGAACCUGCAGUCUCACAGCGUGUGCUAUGAUAUGAUUAGUGAUCGAAAAGCUAUCAAAACUGGUUUCCUUCUGCUCUAAAAAAUUCCCGUUUUGGAUAUUUUCCUGUGGAGUGGUUAACUAACUCAACUAUUUGACAAGCGUCUGCCGACGCAACGUGCAGCGGCAGGUAAGUCGAGAGAGAUUAUGUCACUUAAUUGCACUUAAAUUGCCCUGUCCCACUGGCUGCUCCUUUUAUCUCGGUCGCCGUGCACUGAUGACUGGUUAUUCGUUGCUUGCUACACAAAAAAAUCGCUCCACAUAACAACACAUGGCCUCACAAAAAGCCUAAGCACCAAGUUGCCCCUUGUAUCCGGAGAACACCUUCGCAGGGUUUUGAAUUAAAGUCAAGCACAGCUAGGACCGGGCGACAGGAGCUGUGCGAGGGCGAAACAACAGGCUUCACUUGGUUUUGAAUUUUGUAUACACAUUGGCAUUUACAAACACUCUUCGCGUGGUUACGCACUUGCGUUUUCUUUGAGACUGCACUGCUUUAGAUUGAAUUUGAAAACGCCUGCUCAACAAGGCGAAAGCGGUCAACGCGAGUUAACGAUCUGGCGAAAAAGGGCAACAAAUCAAUGACUCUGGGCACAAAUGGCAAAUGCGCUGAAAUGGAGAUAGAGAUACACCCAGUGAUAUAAAUACAAUCGUGGGCAGCCUGCCAUAUUGCCCAAAGGUAAGACUUCCGCAUAGUCCCAACGUUCUUCAACUCAUUAGCAGUGUCAGCAACAUCUCCCCUUCUUAAAAGCUCUAGCAGUCAGAGGACCAAAAUCAAAAAGGAAGAUAUAAUUAUUUAUAUCUUAUCAGGGGCGAGGAAUUCAUGUAGUCCAAAACAUAG